This is a messenger RNA of Amphimedon queenslandica, 623 nucleotides long. RefSeq lists its product as uncharacterized. Lineage: Eukaryota; Metazoa; Porifera; Demospongiae; Haplosclerida; Niphatidae. The record is from RefSeq and is a predicted model, not a curated record. The transcript has 3 exons. Bases 24 to 512 code for a protein of 162 amino acids.
UCGUAUCCCAUGACAACAAAACAAUGGCUCUUGGCCUCCCGAACUAUAGAGACACUUUUGCCGGAUUUAGCAAACACUUUUGGGCUGGAUCAAUCCCAAAGGAUAGAUGGAACGAGCUAGUGUGGGUCGACAGAUGGUACAAUCCUUUGGAUAAUAGAAGCAGGACUCCCUCCCAAAGGCACAAAUUCCUAGCACAAUCCAGACCAAACAUACCCCAACAAUGGACACUGCCAGAGAUUAGUCAACCUCUUGGGUUUUUCUCUCGUUCUAAGGAGCAACAAAGUCAGUUUCCUGAUCUGAAGACCAGGUGUGAGAGAUGGUCCACUCUGAGAGAAAUGCUGCCAUCAAGAGGGCACACAUUGUCUGCACGUCCACCAAAAUGGGGUACGAAUGAGUCCCGUCCACCAGUGAUGUCAGCAAGAAGGCCGAAAAGAUAUCCACACCUUAAUAGCCCCAUGACCAAUUAUAUAGAUGACAUGCACAAGAGUGAUCGACUUUUCAGACUCUAUUAAAUCUAUUUCAUCUCGGUAGCAAAUAACAACAGUAUCAAUAAUAAUAAUUAUUAUACAUUUAAAACUUUUUUGUCUAAUGUAUAUAAGUUGAUUUGGUUAAAAACUAAAAAA